UUGUUUGUGUUUACAGAAAUAAAUUUGGUGUUAAUCUGUGCUAUUUCUGGGAUGACAUAUUGCCGCCAGGGUGGCUGAGUUUUUAUUUCGUGAAAAGCAUAUGUAUAAAGAAGAGAAAAUAAUAGAUCUUAACUGCGGCACUUUUAAUGAUUAAGUAAGUGAUAACAUUGGCUAAAAGUUCUUCCGUGCGAAAAUUUAGAAGCUUUCUAAGAUGUGACAUGCGAGCGGCCAGCACAGCAACAAAAAAAAAGUUCGGGGACGAGGUUGCGACUUUUUUGGUUUACCAGUUGAAUAUAUCGGGUUGCCGGCCCGUCUGGGUCUGUGAACUUCAAAACAAACGGCCGUUGUAAAGUGAGUACAGUCGAAAAUACCCAAACAAUGCCAAAAAGAAAGUGCAACCAACCAGGGAGAACGUGCAUGUGACUGUCAGCUGAAAUUAUUUUGCGGGAGCAAGCGUACUGUUCUCAAAGUUUACUAGAGAAAAUGAAAUGAAAGGAAGAAUAAUUGUUUUUUCUGUCAUUGGCUGCCCGUUUUGCAUUCGUACAAAAAGUUACUUGGAACAACUUGGCCUAUCUUAUAUAGAUGUUAAUUUAGAUAAAAAUUGUGCUGCCAGACAGCUGGUAAUUGAAAGGACUGGUAAAAAAACUGUUCCACAGAUAUUUUUUAACGAAAUUUAUAUUGGUAGUUGGGGAGACUUAAACAAAUUAGAAAAAGCAGAAUUGGAUCGCUUGAUAAAAUUGGUGCAAGAGAAUGAAGCACCAGAAAGUGCUCCAAAGCCUCCAGUUGCAGUAGAAGAUGACAAGACAUCAAAUCCUUUUGAUUUUCGCUGCGAAUUGGAUGAAUAUGGAGAACUGGUUAAUGAGUUAAGAGAUAGUGGUAUAGUCAAAGAACAUAAGAAAAAUUUGAAAACAUACAAAAAUUCUUUCAUUGGAAAAGAAGCAGUUGAUUGGUUGUCUAUAAAUAAAAAUCUUGAGCGAGAAGCUGCAAUCUCAAUGUGUCAGCAAUUGGUUGAAAGACAUUUUGGCCACAGUGUAAAGAAGGAGUCAGCUUUCAAGGAUGACAAUUCAAUUUAUCGUUUUAUUGAGGAUGACGAAGGAAAAGCAUUAAAUGCUGGUAUACACACACAGUGUGAACCAAGGCCAGCUUCAGACCUUGGAGAGGAGUUACGUCAAUUAAUUUUAUCAAUCUAUAAUUCUCAUCUUUCUUCAGAUGGGAAGAAAAUUGACUACAAAGCAAUUGAGGAAAAUCCAAAGUUUAAAGCGUAUGUACAACACACUGGUAAACUUCAUCGCGUCAAUGUAGAAGGUGCCACUAGAAAGGAAAAACUUGCUUUUUUCAUCAAUAUUUAUAAUGCAUUGGUUAUACAUGCUUUUGUAACUAUAGGACCACCUGUUAAUCUUUGGCAAAGAUAUAAGUUUUUCAACACAGUCUCAUAUGUGAUUGGUGGAUACAACUACUCGUUGAAUGAUAUUGAGAAUGGUGUACUACGUUCAAACCGCAAACCAAUUGGUUCUCUGAAAAAGCCAUUUUCAAAAUCUGAUCCUCGUUUGAAGAUCUCAUUGGCUGAACCAGAACCAAAAAUCCACUUUGCGUUGGUCUGUGGUGCAAAAAGUUGUCCUCCAAUUAAAACAUAUUCAGCGAAGGAUGUUGAUAACCAGUUAAAACUUGCAGCAGAAUCUUUCUUGGAAGGUGAUGGAUGCAUCGUCGACAUGAAGAAAAAAGAAGUGUGUGUCAGUCAAAUUUUAAAAUGGUACAAAGAAGAUUUUGGUUCAAAUAAACACCAGAUUGUUCAAUUUGUACACGAUAACAUGGGAGCGUGCGAAAAAAAGACUCAACUUGCGGAACUUUUAAAAUCCAACAACUUCAAGUUGAAUCACAUACCGUAUGAUUGGGGCAUCAACUCUAAGUGAACAGUAUUUAAAAAAACUUAAAUGUUUAGCAUUAGAUUUAGCAGUAAUAUUCUCUUUGUGUUAGAAAUUAAAUCCAUCUUGAUUUUAUCCACUUGAGUCGAAUCACUUUCAUUCGUUCCUAAAGUUCACUUUAGAUCUCUAACAUAACUUUUAGAGAUAGCUUUGAAAACAGACCUACACAGAACUUUUUCCAUAACAAUUUUUCCAUACAAGUUAUGUUAAAUAAAUAUAUAUAUAUAAAUACAUAUUCAUAAUGAUAAAGUAUUCUGAGUAUAUAAUAGUGUAAUUUAUUUAUUGUUGCAGUUUUAGAUAAGGUAUUUUUUUGUUUUUGCAUUUUGCUUUUGUAAAACGUCGUUUAUUGUUUUUUAUAUCACUGAGCUGUAUAAUUUUUUUAGGAAUUUAUUAUAAUGUAAUUUUAUUGUAUAUUUGACAACUAUACGCAAUAAAUAAAGAACAUAAAGCUAA
Hydractinia symbiolongicarpus is the source of this 2375-nucleotide messenger RNA. RefSeq lists its product as uncharacterized. Gene Ontology annotation, molecular function: electron transfer activity. The record is from RefSeq and is a predicted model, not a curated record. The coding region runs from base 489 to 1910 and encodes 473 amino acids. Lineage: Eukaryota; Metazoa; Cnidaria; Hydrozoa; Anthoathecata; Hydractiniidae. Gene Ontology annotation, biological process: cell redox homeostasis; intracellular signal transduction. The transcript has 11 exons.